Priapulus caudatus is the source of this 4599-nucleotide messenger RNA. RefSeq names its product unconventional myosin-Ie-like. Lineage: Eukaryota; Metazoa; Priapulida; Priapulimorpha; Priapulimorphida; Priapulidae. Gene Ontology annotation, biological process: vesicle transport along actin filament; actin filament organization. Gene Ontology annotation, cellular component: plasma membrane; myosin complex; actin cytoskeleton. Gene Ontology annotation, molecular function: ATP binding; actin filament binding; microfilament motor activity. The record is from RefSeq and is a predicted model, not a curated record.
AAAAUUUGGGACUGACCAGCCCAGACUAUUACUAUUACCUUAACCAGAGUGGCUCAUACGUCGUUGAUGGUGUCAAUGAUAAGGCAGAUUACCAGGAAACUUUGAAAGCGAUGGGGGUGAUGGAGAUCACUGAUGAGGGACAGAUGUCAGUGCUGCAGAUCGCUGCCGGAAUCCUGCAUCUCGGCAACAUCAGCUUUGUCGAGCACGGAAACUAUGCAUCUGUGGAGAACACAGACUAUCUCGACUUCCCGGCGUUCCUGCUGGGUGUUAGUCCGCAGGACGUUCAGACGAAGCUCACAAGCCGCAUCAUGGACAGCAAGUGGGGUGGGAAGACAGAGACAAUCAAUGUGACACUGAACGUGGAGCAGGCUGCCUACACGCGCGAUGCUCUCGCUAAGGCGCUCUACAGUCGCCUGUUCGACUACCUGGUUGGGACCGUCAACAAGGCACUGCAAGAGAAGGGCACAGAUCUAGCCAUCGGAAUUCUCGACAUCUACGGCUUCGAGAUCUUUCAAAAGAAUGGCUUCGAGCAGUUCUGCAUCAACUACGUUAACGAAAAGCUGCAGCAGAUCUUCAUAGAGCUAACGUUGAAGGCAGAACAGGAAGAGUACGUGCAGGAGGGUAUUAAAUGGACGGCUAUCGACUAUUUCAACAAUAAGAUUGUCUGUGAGCUCAUAGAGUCCAAGGUUCCACCUGGAAUCAUGUGCAUUCUAGAUGACGUCUGUGCCACCAUGCAUGCUGUCAGCGAAGGCGCUGAUGAGACCCUUAUGCAGAAACUGUGUGGGGCUGUAGGCAGUCACCAACACUACCAAGAUGUAAGUGGUGGAUUCAUCAUUCAUCACUAUGCAGGAAAGGUAUCGUAUGAUGGCGAUGGCUUUUGUGAGCGUAACCGGGAUGUGCUGUUCAACGAUCUAGUGCUCCUCAUGCAGUCUAGCGAGAAUCCUUUCAUCUGCUCCCUGUUCCCGGAGAAUGUGAACCAGCAGACGCGUGGUCGCCCGUCAACCGCCAGUAACAAGAUCAAGACCCAAGCCAACAAGCUGGUUGAGACGUUGAUGAAGUGUACACCACACUAUAUUCGCUGCAUCAAGCCAAACGAGACUAAGAAGGCCAACGACUGGGAAGAGAGCCGGUACGCGAUCGUGACCGUGAGACAUGGGCCGAAGUGGCGCGGGGAGCCGCGUCAAGGCAUCGCACACAUCAUGCAGAGCGUCAGCAUGGACAGUGACCAGUACCAGCUGGGCAAGACCAAGGUCUUCAUCAAGGCCCCAGAGUCGCUGUUCUUGUUAGAGGAGACGCGAGAUCGAAAAUACGAUGGGUACGCUCGCGCUAUUCAGAAAGCUUUCCGGCAGUACAUAGGAAGGAAACACAUGUUCAAGCUCAAGGAGCAAGCUGCUGAUUUGAUGACGAACAAAAAACAUAGGCGGCACCACAGUCUCAAUCGCAAUUUCGUCGGCGACUACAUCGGACUGGAGGACAAGCCUGAACUGCGUGCACUGGUGGGCAAGCGAGAACGCAUCGAGUUUUCCGACACGGUCAUAAAGUACGACAGAAGGUUCAAGCCCGCAAAAGCGGAUCUGCUGGCUGUCCCCGAGUGCAUCUACCUGAUUCGCCUGGCGGGGCCGGCAGUCAUGGUCGAAGAAGGCAAGGAGAAAGGACAGCCAGUUAAGGACCUGGAGUUUGCAGUAAAGAAGCAGGGUUUCGGUGGAGGAGGGGUGCGUCAGAUCAGAUUCAUUCAAGGAGGCAGUGACAAGGCUGAGUUGAAGCCAUCCAGUAAACUGCUCACAGUCAUGAUAGCUGCCGGCUUACCUAAGAAUUCACGUCCCGGCCAGCACACCACCGCCACUCUGCAGGGUCACCGGGGCGGCGGGCGCGGUGGUCGCGGCAGGCCGCAGGCACGGGGAGCGCCCCCCAUACCGAGUAACCCACCCAGUGCGAGAGGGCAGGCCCCUCCGCGGCCCAUGCAACCGGACAUACAGCGGCUCAGUAAAGGUUACCGGCGCAGCUCUAGCUAUGAGAAGACACCAACGCUACCGAGCGCGGGAGCGCAGAAGCUGGCACGGCGGCACGAGGACAAGAUCAACAACAACGCAGAGUUUAUGCGCACGCCCGACGCAGGCAUCGCCGGCAUACAGAGAGCGUGUUCGAGGAAGAAGCCUGCGCCCCCUCCUGGCCGGCCUCGUCCCGUCCCCAAGCCAAAGCCAUCGCUGCCACAAGUCAAGGCUCUGUACGCCUACGAUGCACAAGAUACGGAUGAGCUGAGCUUCAAUUCAAACGAUAUCAUCGAGAUCAUGAAAGAAGAUCCAGCAGGCUGGUGGCUGGCACGGCUGAGAGGCAGAGAAGGCCUCAUUCCCAGCAACUAUGUGGAAAAAAUCUGACCUUCGACUCCCAGCAGCCACUAUCACGUGAUGACCAUCAGAAUGAACGGAAGCACGGAACGGAGUAUGCACGGAAGGCGGCAAUAGAGUCGCAUGCUACCUGUAAUAAUGACCAUAGCAGUCACAAGUCAACUGCUAACCAUGAACUUGUGCAUGCUAGACUCAUGUCCAGAUGCGCAGGGUAAUAUAGGUUUGCCAGUGUAGAGCAAAGUGUGCGAUCGUGACAAGGCGUAAUAUACACUCAAGAGUAGAUAAUAGAGAUCUGUAUUAUUGUAUUAUUGUAUUAUUGUAUGUCUCUAUUAUGUACUCUUGAUAAUGAUACAAUAUUCCAUAUAUUGUGUGCAAUAUGUAACGUCUAAUUUGAAUCAUAGCAUGCUAUUGAUUUGUUUUGCAGCCUUGUUAAUGUGUAGCUCAACGUUGUGUCACCAAAUACGCACACACUUUCAUACAUAAAUGUAGCGGUUAUCAUUUUAGUGCUUAAUAUAAAAUAUAGUUAUAGUAUUACAUAGGUGUAUAUAAUCGAUAUAUAGUACUAGAACGAUGGUAAUCAUCUGUGACCCUGGUGUCACAAUGCCAGAAGCUUUUGCUGUUGGCUUUUAGGCAUUCUUGUCAAAAACUAUCCAGGAAAUGUACAUUCAUAUAAGCUUGCGGCAUUUUUUUCAAAAAUGUUAUCGUUAUUAGUUUUCAUCAUAAGUUAUAUCCUAAAGGGGACCAAACUCAUCAUCUGCAUAGCCACUAUAACUAAUCAUGUUUUGCAUAGCAUGGUAAAAAUUGUCAAUACGCGCGUGGGUUACCGGAAACCUAGAGCGAAAUCAUGCUAUUAAUUUGUGGAAAAUUCUUAUAUUGCCUCUGGUUUUUAUUCAACUCGGACCUCUAUAACAGUUCACCUGAACAUACGUGUAUACUACAGUUCACGUGAACUUACGUGUAGUCAUGAAGAUGCGAACAUAUCAGGCGUGAAUGAAAACACGUUUGUUUUUUAUUUACUCCUGAACGCGUUAAUAUUUGAGUAUAGAUAUGUUCGUGCUAUAUACUGAGCACUCACGUAAUGAUGACGACACUUGGUGCUUAUAUUAUAUUACUUAUAAUUAUCGUUUGCUACGAUAUUGCAUGCGUAAACAAGGGCCCGACCGUGGCAGCUAUAUGUAUUAGCAGGAGUAAAUACAGGUAUACCCCUAUGGUUUUUCCUGGUGUUAUAGUAGAACCUCUAUCAUGCCUUUCUCUCGGGGGAGCUACUUAUAUUCAGGCAUGUGUGGUGAUAUUUUCUGCGUCCUAUCCCGUUGACUCGCAUAUAUGAUGAUCAAUAGUCUGUAAAUGAAAAUAUUAUUUUUGUACGAACAAAAAGGAAAGGAGUAGGCCUAACGUUUUUAUACGGCAACUGAAUUGUAAACGUAUAUGUCAGCUAGCGCAUGAGAUAUAUAUGACAUGGGGAGAGCCGAAGCUAAACUUAUAGUGGUGUAAACAGCACUGGGGAACUUCUACUUCCUUCGCUGACGCCCAGCGAAGAUUAAACACGGUUAAACAAUCAGUUGCUUAACCGCUGGGCUAUUAUUAGGUGUUUUUCGUGAUUAGGCGAUUAGUAGCGGCGACUCUGCUACUAAUUUACUACUACAUGUACUCAUAUAAUUGGUCCGACUUCCACGAUAUUAUUUUACAUACUUUACACCCACGCACUCACGCACGCACCGUAGCCCUCUGUUCGCACGCACGCACUUCCUGCUUUUGAUCCCCUCGCUCUUAAUUUGUCUUCUCGGAAUUGGGUCUCUACGUGCAGAUUAGAGGGCUAUCGUAGAUCGUUUAUAGUUACUGUCUGAUCAGUUUUUUUUACCUGCGGCAGUGACGGUGCGUCACAAUAAUGUUCACCUUGAGCUGUUUGCCAGCGAAAUAAUAUCCUCUACAGAUAUCUGUUAUAACGCCGCCAUCUGUCCUACUUCACUCAGAAGCGCGCACGUGUGAAGAAUGCAACUGUGUUGAAGUAGAAGCUGUCUAUAUGGUCAGCGGCCUUCGAUACUGCUGAAUAAUUUGAAAUAGUUUGCCUAGUAAGCGGCAUCUUGAAUAUAUCAUUGCCAUAUAAUUGUUAUCGAUCUAAUUUAUACCUGUUAUAUAAGAACAUAUUUUCGUUAUGUGGAGAUUGUGCGAACGGUGGUGCCCUUUCACAUUUCGCCUCUGAACUUUUGUUCGGCGAUUUGAACGAAGAUGUGAAUAAAAAAAGAUUAUUACGAAA